Molecule: messenger RNA, 1411 nt
Organism: Drosophila kikkawai
Lineage: Eukaryota; Metazoa; Arthropoda; Insecta; Diptera; Drosophilidae
Product: G2/mitotic-specific cyclin-B-like
Biological process (GO): mitotic cell cycle phase transition; regulation of cyclin-dependent protein serine/threonine kinase activity
Cellular component (GO): cyclin-dependent protein kinase holoenzyme complex; cytoplasm; nucleus
Molecular function (GO): cyclin-dependent protein serine/threonine kinase regulator activity
Source: RefSeq, a predicted model, not a curated record
UUGAAUAUUUUUAACAUUGAUUCAGCUAUUCAUAGUAUAAUAAAAACUCCGUAAAAAACAAAAGAAAAGAGCGAUCUAACAUCUGCUCCUUUGUGUAACUGAUUAAAUACCAUAUAGAUAAGGAACAGACAAUCAUAAUGGGAGGCAGAACUCUCGAAAUGCAGGGCAAGAAUGCCACGGACAAUUUAAACCAAAUUAAAAAACAGAAAUUGAGAGAGGCUUCCCAAGAGGUAAAGACAAAACGAGUCGCCCUAGGUGUUCUACAAAAUCGUUGUUUAACCCGCGACAUUGCCGCCAAGGAUGCAGCCCAGAAAGAUAUCAAGGAUCUUAAGGCCAAGUCUCGGGUGGACACUCACGUUAAGAAGGAGCCACUGGGCACCACAGCCAAUGGUUCUUUGAGCAAGAAAUUUGAAGGUUUUCAGGAUAUCGACGCAAACGACAAGAGAAAUCUGUUUCUGGUCUCUGAAUAUGUAAACGAGAUCUAUGACUAUCUGUAUCAGGUGGAGAAGCAGCAGCCCAUCUUCAAGGAUCACCUGGCAGGCCAAAGGUCAGUAUCGCCCAAAAUGCGAGCUGUGCUGAUCGACUGGAUCAACGCGGUCAACCUGCAGUUUCACCUGACUGCAGACAGCUUCCAGCUAGCAGUGGCCAUCAUCGAUCGCUACCUGCAAGUGGUCAAGGACACUAAACGCAACUAUUUUCAGUUGGUUGGCGUCACAGCCCUCUUUAUAGCCACCAAGUACGAGAGGCUGUGCCCGGUUGGAAUAGAAACUUUUGUUUAUGUCAGCGAUGACACCUACACGGCCCGCCAGAUUCGCCAGAUGGAGCUGCAGAUCCUCAAGGCCAUCGACUUUAGCCUGUCGCGACCGUUGCCGAUUCACUUCUUGCGUCGGUACUCUAAGGCUGCCGGCGCUACGAAUGAACAGCAUGUCAUGGCCAAGUACUUUAUCGAGUUGGCUGCCUUGACCUACGAUCUGGCUAGCUACAGACCCUCGGAGAUUGCCGCUGCCUCGAUGUUCUUGUCGCUAAACUUGCUGAAUGGAAACCACCGGGAAGCCACGGGUUUCAACGACCAGCACUGGUCGGCCACUCUGUCCUUCUACUCGCGGUACUCGGCCUCCGAUUUGCGUCCAAUCUCAAGGAAAAUUGCGAAGCUUGCCCGGAAUGCACCACAAGCCAAGCUGAAGGCCGUUUACAUAAAAUACCAGGGUAGCAAUUUCCACAAGAUUGCUCAGCGACGGGAGCUGAGCAGCCCGCUGAUUGACUAUAUCAUUGGUCAGAACUUUAGAAAGUAGACUGAGAGCCAGUAAACACCCAAAUUUAACUUUCUCCUGAUUUAUUUUGUUGUCAAAUUUGUAUUCUGUAUUCUGUUCAAUUCAUUUGAUUAACAAUUGUGCAUAUUUUAUCUUCCAAA